UGCUGAAUGUUUACUAAUUGAGAACUUUUUCCAGUUCCGCUUUUUCAAUGACAUGUCCGUAAAGUUUUCCAUUAAAGAUUGUUGCUUUUUAUGCAGAUGAUCAUUAUGAGGUGCAACAUUUUGUGUUUAUUUAUGGUUCACAAUAGAAAUACAAGAAAAUGAAACUACUUACCCCAAUGAUGUGGACUACUGAUUAGUGAUAUCAACACUACCUCGGUUGUGAAAUGGCUGCAACUGCUGCAUUCAUAGAAGGAUGGAAAGUGGCAGUUGAUUGUGCAAUGCGAAAAGUGCAGCAGUAUUCUCCAGUGUUUAUAACUCAAUCUGAACAAUAAUGAAACUUUGCCCAUAGCUGGCAUUAUCUGGUGUUUUAAUCACUGAUCGGAGCUAAUCAAUUAAAAGUGCAAGCAAUUGUGUGAAGUGUAGGAGGUCUUUCUCCUGUCUUACUUUUUUAUCAUGAAGGAAGAACACAGUAUAGCUCUUCUCAAUGGGGAUGGCUCCUUCACCAAUGAAAGGAGUAAUAACUAUAUGAGUAGCCACCUUUGCAAUAAAUUCAAUCUGCUGCAAAGGUGCUUAAUACAUAAUAAAUCCGGAUUGGGUCGAAGUUGCACGUAUUUAGGGCGCUUGGCUUCCGUUCGACGAUGUGUUUGUUUUCUGGUUUUCUUGUGCCUCGUUUCGUUGUUUUACUCAGCUUAUCAUCUUUCGUCAUUUCGCUUCAACAUCAUCCUACGAGGACCACGAUUGGAUCCGUCAAUCCAUUGUUCUUCUACAAAAGAAAAUGGUCUACGUCUGGGUAGUGUAAUGGGAAGUCGAAGCCAUGCCUCUCCAGGCCGCCUACGCAUUGAUGCCAAAGUUUUACUUUUUGCUGAAACGCAAUACUCACACCUAGGGCGAGAUAUUGCCGAACUCUUGGUCCACAACCGCUUAAAGUACAAAUUAGAAGUAGUUGGGAAAUCGCUUCCAAUUUUGACCAAUGUAGACAAAGGCAAAUAUGGAGUGAUUGUUUUUGAAAAUAUGGAUCGUUAUCUGACGAUGGAUAAAUGGAACAGGGAGCUUCUUGACAAAUAUUGUCGCCAGUAUCAGGUUGGAAUUAUUGGAUUUAUGUCUCCCCGCGAAGAAAGUCUAAUUGGGGCUCAGCUUCGUGGUUUCCCGUUGCAUAUUCAUACAAAUUUUAAGUUAAAGGAUGCCGAGUUAAAGGCUGAUUCUCCUGUAUUAAGAAUCACUCGAGCAGGUGAUGUUCUGUGGGGACCUUUGCCUGGAAACGAUUGGACGGUAUUUUCUCCAAACCAUUCUACGUACGAACCUUUGGCCAUGGGCUCCAUUCAAGCCCUCGAGGGUAGUGCAGGUUUUGGGGGAUUGUCCUCAAACGUCAUCACAGUUCUUCGAGACUGUGGUGAAUUUGACGGAAUUCAACGAAUCUUCUUCGGAUCUGGGUUAGACUUCUGGCUCCACCGACUUCUCUUCCUAGAUUCCAUGUCUUUUCUAUCUCAUGGCCGAUUGUCGACCAGUUUGCAACGCUACAUUCAAGUUGAUAUAGACGAUAUCUUUGUCGGUCAAAAAGGCACACGUCUUACUCCCAGCGAUGUAGAGAGCAUCAUCGAUACCCAAAGUCGUAUUCAAACGAUUGUUCCUGGCUUUAGAUUUAAUAUGGGGUACUCAGGAAAGUUUUUUAACCAUGGAACUGAUGAAGAGAAUAAAGGAGACGAAUACCUUUUGCAACGUGCCAAAGAAUUUACAUGGUUUGGACAUAUGUGGAGUCACCAGCAGCCACAUCUGUAUGAAAACAUCACCUUGCUGGAAGCUGAUAUGAUUCUUAAUAAAAAAUUUGCGAUUGAACAUGGUAUUCCAACAGAUUCUGGGUAUUCUGUAUCCCCACAUCACUCAGGUGUCUAUCCAGUUCAUGAAGCACUAUACGAAAUGUGGAAAAAACUCUGGAAUAUUCAUGUCACGUCCACAGAGGAAUAUCCGCACUUAAGACCUGCUCGAUUGCGCCGUGGAUUUAUUCAUCGUGGAAUUAUGGUUCUCCCGAGACAAACUUGUGGAUUGUAUACUCAUACCAUCUAUAUCGACAAGUAUCCUGGUGGUCGCUCAACCUUAGAUAGCAGCAUCAAAGGAGGGGAACUUUUUCAAACAAUCGUCUUCAAUAGGAUAAAUAUCUUUAUGACUCAUAUGUCAAACUACGGCAACGAUCGUCUGGCUUUGUACACCUUUGAAGCAGCUACAAAAUUUUUGCAGUGCUGGACGAAUCUACAGUUUCAAAGUAUUUCUGCUCUUCAGUUGGCUGACAAAUAUUUUCGGAUGUACCCCGAAGAGAGUGAACCAGUUUGGGGGAAUCCUUGUGACGAUCAACGUCAUAUGAAAAUCUGGUCGCAAAAUAAAACCUGCGAUCAGUUGCCAAGGUUUUUGGUUUUGGGACCUCAAAAAACUGGUACCACUGCCCUGUACACCUUUCUUUCCAUGCAUCCAGCAAUUGUUAGCAAUUAUCCCAGUCCUGAAACUUUCGAAGAAAUCCAAUUCUUCAAUGGGAAAAACUAUUAUAAAGGUUUGGAUUGGUAUAUGAGUUUCUUUCCGGUACCCAAAAAUUCCACUGCGAAAUUUCUGUUUGAGAAGAGUGCUACAUAUUUCGACGGCGAGUUAGUCCCUCGACGAGUACACGCUCUUUUACCUAAAGCGAAGCUGGUCAUCAUUAUAAUUUCACCUGCUAAAAGAGCUUACAGUUGGUAUCAGCAUAUGAGAUCUCAUGGGGAUCCUACUGCUCUUAAUUACACCUUUUAUCAAGUACUCACUGCCGGCGAUGCACAACCCAAAGCAUUAAGAGACAUAAGAUUUAGGUGUCUUAGCCCAGGAAUGUACGCCCACCAUCUAGAUCGUUGGUUGCUGUAUUUUCCUCCACAGCAAAUUUCAGUUAUCGAUGGCGAGCAAGUUCGUCUGGAUCCGGUCACCUCCAUGACCAAAUUGCAACAUUUCCUAAAAAUCAGACCGAUUUUCGAUUACUCAUUACAUCUCAGAUAUGAUGCUCGGAAAGGUUUUUUCUGCCAAGUAGUGAACGGUGACCACACUAAAUGCUUAGGUCGAAGUAAAGGACGCCAUUACCCUGCAAUGGAUGCGCAGUCAGCAAAAUAUCUUCAAUCUUUCUACAUGACACACAACAUAGCAUUGGAAAAAUUGCUCAAACGUCUUGGUUAUCCUAUCCCGCUUUGGCUAGAAGAGGACCUCAGCGAUCGCCCUGUUAAUAAUCAGGCGGUCGAGUUAUCAAAUUCACUCUGAAACUUUUAAACUGAGUUAUUUUUUUGUACAUGCGGUUCAGUUAAUUGCUUACCAAUUUUCUAAUGUCCGAUUCAAGUAAUCAAGUUAUCAGAGUGAAAUGAGGGAUAAGGAAUUGACGCAUACAUCAUAACCCGACCAAUUCAAACGUGAAGUGCUUUAUUUCAAAUUUGUAUCAUUCUUCAAGUGCAAAUUUUCAGCUAGAUUUAUUUUCCAAGAUCAGCAAAACUCCUAAAUUGUAAAUUGCCAAAAUGAAAGUUAUCUGAGGCUUUACUGUAAGGUUAUUUGGGUGUCUUGCUGGAUUUCCUGAAUUCAUAAUCAUUUCCAUCAUAAUUUUAACCUGUCGAAAGGAUUGUCCCGGAGCACUAUAUUUAAAAAUAUAAAUAACUGAAUAUAUUUGAAUUGAUAGUGUUCAA
Molecule: messenger RNA, 3677 nt
Organism: Daphnia pulicaria
Lineage: Eukaryota; Metazoa; Arthropoda; Branchiopoda; Diplostraca; Daphniidae
Gene: sfl
Product: bifunctional heparan sulfate N-deacetylase/N-sulfotransferase-like
Exons: 19
Coding region: 454-3264 (936 amino acids)
Cellular component (GO): Golgi apparatus
Molecular function (GO): heparan sulfate N-sulfotransferase activity; deacetylase activity
Source: RefSeq, a predicted model, not a curated record